AUGGAGCGGGACGAACGGCCUCCGAGCGGAGGGGCAGGCGGCGGGGGCUCCACGGGGUUCCUGGAGCCGCCCGCCGCGCUCCCUCCGCCGCCGCGCAACGGUUUUUGUCAGGAUGACUUGGCAGAGCUCGACCCAGGCACUAUUUCUGUUCCAGAUGAUCGGGCUGAACAACGAACUUGUCUCAUUUGUGGGGACCGUGCCACAGGCUUGCACUAUGGAAUCAUCUCCUGUGAGGGCUGCAAAGGGUUUUUCAAGCGGAGCAUUUGCAACAAGCGGGUAUAUCGGUGCAGUCGUGACAAGAACUGUGUCAUGUCUCGGAAGCAGAGGAACAGGUGCCAGUACUGCCGUCUGCUCAAAUGCCUCCAGAUGGGGAUGAACCGGAAGGCAAUCAGAGAAGAUGGCAUGCCUGGAGGCCGGAAUAAGAGCAUUGGGCCAGUCCAGAUAUCAGAAGAAGAGAUUGAAAGGAUCAUGUCUGGGCAGGAAUUUGAGGAAGAGGCUAAUCACUGGAGCAACCAUGGUGACAGCGACCACAGUUCCCCUGGGAACAGGGCUUCAGAGAGCAACCAGCCUUCACCGGGCUCUACUAUGUCCUCCAGUAGGUCUGUGGAACUAAAUGGAUUCAUGGCAUUCAGGGAGCAGUACAUGGGGAUGUCUGUGCCUCCACACUAUCAAUACAUACCGCACCUUUUUAACUAUUCUGCCCACUCGCCACUUCUGCCCCCACAAGCUCGCAGCCUGGAUCCCCAGUCAUAUAGUCUGAUUCACCAGCUGGUGUCAGCUGAGGACCUGGAGCCGUUGGGCACGCCCAUGUUGAUCGAAGAUGGGUACGCUGUGACCCAGGCGGAGCUGUUUGCCCUGCUUUGCCGCCUGGCUGACGAGCUGCUCUUUAGGCAGAUUGCCUGGAUCAAGAAACUGCCUUUCUUUUGCGAGCUCUCAAUCAAGGAUUACACGUGCCUCCUGAGCUCUACGUGGCAGGAGUUAAUUCUGCUGUCCUCCCUCACCGUUUACAGCAAGCAGAUCUUCGGGGAGCUGGCUGAUGUCACUGCCAAGUACUCACCCUCUGAUGAAGAGUUACACAGAUUCAGUGAUGACGGGAUGGAGGUGAUCGAGCGGCUCAUCUACCUGUAUCACAAGUUCCAUCAGCUAAAGGUCAGCAAUGAGGAGUAUGCUUGCAUGAAAGCAAUUAACUUCUUAAAUCAAGAUAUCAGGGGUCUGACCAGUGCCUCGCAGCUGGAACAGCUGAACAAGCGAUACUGGUACAUUUGCCAGGAUUUCACUGAAUAUAAAUAUACACAUCAGCCGAACCGCUUUCCUGACCUCAUGAUGUGCUUACCUGAGAUUCGGUAUAUUGCAGGAAAAAUGGUGAAUGUGCCCUUGGAGCAGCUGCCCCUCCUCUUUAAGGUGGUGCUGCAUUCCUGCAAGACCAGUGUGAGCAAGGAGUGA
Messenger RNA from Pipistrellus nathusii (Nathusius's pipistrelle), 1443 nucleotides. The record is from the annotation of a GenBank genome assembly. NCBI's taxonomy places the organism in Eukaryota, Metazoa, Chordata, Mammalia, Chiroptera, Vespertilionidae.